AGUUCAACGAUUUCUUGCAAACGGUACAACACACAAUAACCUCAAGUGUCGUUUUUAUACAUUUACGUCUAAAACUUACAACUACUUUUGGUAUCCUUAUUUUCGGAUUCGUCCUAUAAUCAAUUUAUAUUUGAGUUUAACACACCACCGAUUUUAUUUAAACAAAAUGAAGUACGUUAUUGCAUUUGCACUCCUGAUUGCUGCUGCUCAAGCAAUUCCAAUUGAAUUGGGUCAUUACCAUGCACCAGUACUCGCACAUGCUCCAGUAUUAGCACAUGCUGUGCAUGCUGAACCUGUGGCAUAUCCUAAAUAUUCAUUCAACUAUGGCAUCAAAGACCCACAUACCGGUGACAUUAAAUCACAAGCAGAAGAACGUGACGGUGAUGUUGUUAAGGGACAAUACUCACUUGUCGAACCCGAUGGUUCAGUGCGUACCGUAGACUAUACAGCCGAUGAUCAUAAUGGCUUCAAUGCUGUCGUACACAAAACAGCUGCCAAAAUAGUUGCACCAGUUGUGGCUCAUGCACCAUUAUUGCACCAUGCACCAGCACAAUUAUUGCACCACUAUUAAAUUAAAAGACAUACCAGAAAUUUUAAAGACUAGCAAGUAGGCAGCAAGGAAGUUUUUAGACAGGAUAUGAUAUGAUGUACACCCGUUAAAGGCUGGAAACGAAUUGAAUUGAUUUGAAUGGAA
Teleopsis dalmanni is the source of this 694-nucleotide messenger RNA. RefSeq names its product cuticle protein 8. NCBI's taxonomy places the organism in Eukaryota, Metazoa, Arthropoda, Insecta, Diptera, Diopsidae. Gene Ontology annotation, cellular component: extracellular matrix. The transcript has 3 exons. The record is from RefSeq and is a predicted model, not a curated record. The coding region runs from base 167 to 571 and encodes 134 amino acids.